GUUGGGAUAUCAGUAGUCUGGCACGGCCGUUAUCGAAUUCGAACGUUCGGCGAAGCAGAAACCCGGUUUUAUCCACUCGACGACUUUUUAUAUUCACAAAAUAAACUACUUCGAUUCCCAGAGCAGCACGGUCUGCCUAUUUUGAAACAUACUCUUUUUUCAACCCUUCGAUUCGUCAGCAACAUCCCGCCCUAUUAUUUCUCGAACCCCAUCGCAACCUAGCUACAAGUUCUGAGACAUGAUGCCCUCAUCGAUGCAAUUGUCUGCGCCGUCUGGCGUUCCAUACACUCCGACGAGCGACGCUCUGGAUCGUCACGAGUAUGGCAUCACGAAAAACCGGAAGCUCGCGUCCACUGGCGGAGGAAGGGCGUGGAGCGAGGAUGAGGAAGUGUACUUGCUUCAGACUCGUCUCCAGAAGAUGCCGUACAAGCACAUUGCCGCUCACCUGAAGAAGACUGAGUUGGCGUGCCGCCUUCACUACCACCAGCUUAGCCACGGAAGCAAUCGCCGCAAGCGAACCACCUCCGUGUCCUCGGGCUCUUCUACGGGCCAUUCGCCGCUCCUGCCGGCUGCUGUUCCGUCGCCCGUCCACGAGCGCUCCCCGCGGGAUAACUCGCCGUCCGGGAGCGUCGCAAGCCACGAGCCCGAAUCGCCACCUAACUACACGACCUCGAUGGUGCAGCUUCCCAGCAUCAUAACCGGCGCCAAUGUUUCGCCUCGCCUGCCCGCCAUCUUACCCAAACCAGCUACGAUGAGCAUUGCGAGUGUUGUCCCCACGCCAUCGUGUGGUUAUGCGAUAGCAGACGCGACCCGGCCGCUGGCGCCAUCCCCGUUUCCCCAGCCUCUGUCCAUCGACCCGGGUCCUGUCCUCCGCCUCGACUGCUCUCUCCCCGCACCCUCGACUCACGUUGAUAUCCCUCGGCUCCAGUCCAUCUACGCGGCGCACCGAUCGUCGUUCUGGGGGACGGUCGCAGCCGAGUACGGCUCGGGCAUCAGCCCAAUCGUGCUAGAGCAGGCGUGGAAGGCGAGCGUGAUCUCCACCAGCGGCCAAACUCCGAUAACACCGGUGGCGAGCCCGAACGACCGCGAGAACGUGUACGAGAAGAGUGAUAAGACCCGUAUCAGCGCCAUCCUCGGGAUCGACGCCAACCCGCGGAGUCCGAAGGAGAGGGAACUGGUCCGGCGCAUGGAGGAAGAAAGAAGCGUCGGCGUGACGACUAUCGCGUAGGGGAGCGACCCGGGGAUAGCGUUCUGUGUCAAGACUAUUUAAUCAGGUCCAGCCGCAACGGUGUCGAAUCGUGGUUACCAAUCCCCGGGGCCGGUCCGAGUCGGCGUUGCUGCUGGCCCGAAACCGAGCUGCCGACCCUAUCUUAGCCGCUACGCCCUCGUAUAUCUUUUAGUUUUUUUUUUCCGUAAUGCACCCUUGCCCUUUCAGUUCGCCUCUUUUUAACCCAUACAUGUCUAUUUAAACAGCGCGUGGAUAAUUCUCUUUUUCACCAAUUUUUUUUUCAGGGCACUGCGGCGUGAAAAGGAA
This is a messenger RNA of Durotheca rogersii, 1534 nucleotides long. RefSeq lists its product as uncharacterized. NCBI's taxonomy places the organism in Eukaryota, Fungi, Ascomycota, Sordariomycetes, Xylariales, Xylariaceae. The transcript is spliced from 2 exons. The record is from RefSeq and is a predicted model, not a curated record. The coding region runs from base 239 to 1228 and encodes 329 amino acids.